AUGAAAACUAAGUCUGGUGAUUUUGUACCACAAAUGGCUCUACAGAGUUUAUGUAAAACAUAUCAAAAUAUGGACAUUGAGCAAAAGAAACACUUUUUGCUUAUUUUAGCACGAAAUUUGCACAUUGAUACGGACUUGGUUCGACAAUGUGCGGCACAAUUUGAGCAGAAUAUGACCAACGUGAAGGAUCCACGUAGUGGAAUUGUGAAUUGGGAACAUGAAAAUGUCGAGAGGUACUUGCGAACAUUGCGCAACCUUCGAAAUGCAUUGUCACCGCUUUAUGAGACCUUUUUUCAGCAAAUUCUGUCCCAACGAAAAAAUGGCAUGUUGUUUCUGGUACAUAUGCGUGCGGAUCUAUUGCAAGUUCUGCGGAAAAGUGCUGCCUAUGCCGAGAUCCCUGCCCUGCGCUCGCUGGAUACAAGCUUGAAACAAUUCUUGGCGUCAUGGUUUAGCGUUGGCUUUUUGAAGCUCGAACGUGUGACCUACGAACAAUCGUCUGGACAGCUCUUGGAGAAGAUCAUUCGUUACGAGGCAGUGCACCCUGUGGGCACAAUUUCUGAGCUCAAGAGACGCCUAGGCAACGGGCGCCGUUGCUUCGCAUUUUUUCACCCUAGUAUUCCAGAUGAACCGUUGGUGUUUGUGCAUGUAGCUUUAAUGCAACAGUUGGCGUCUAGCAUGCAAGCUAUUCGUGAUGAAACUGAGCAGUUGAUUGAAGCCUCUCAAACAAAAGCUGCAAUCUUCUACUCCAUCUCUUCAACGCAAAAAGGCCUUUCGGGUGUGGAUUUGGGCAACUUUCUCAUCAAAGAAGUCGCCAAAGCUCUUAAGACAGAGCAUGCCCAUCUGGAAGUAUUUGCAACAUUGAGUCCGAUGCCUCAAUUUAUGUCGUGGCUUCAAACCCAGCGGUAUACAACUGAUGAGGCGUUGGUUUCAUUGCUGGAGUUGGACGUGCUAGUUGACGUGCUGAACGACCGUGGAAGUACUGUCCAUUCGGAGUCCACCGCUGUGUCAAUUAUUUUGGACGCACUCUCAAUCGAAGGUUGGAGCGAGGAUCCAGACCUCGUUGCAGCGUUGAAGCCUAUCAUGCUGAAGCUUGGGGCGCACUACAUCUAUUGCAAAAAGAAACGCGGAAAAGCGCUUGAUCCUGUCGCAAACUUUCAUGUCCGAAAUGGCGCAAGUUUCGAGCGCAUUAAUUGGCUGGCAGAUUUGUCCAAGAAGGGUAUUGCUCAAAGUGCUGGAAUGAUGAUCACGUACAAGUAUGAUCUGGCGCAUGUGGAGACAAAUAACGAAAGCUAUUUGCUGCACAACAUUAUUCCCAUUGGCCUUCAGCCGCAGCAAGUACUCGGAGCUCGCACGAUGUAG
Molecule: messenger RNA, 1359 nt
Organism: Peronospora belbahrii
Lineage: Eukaryota; Oomycota; Peronosporomycetes; Peronosporales; Peronosporaceae
Source: the annotation of a GenBank genome assembly